This is a messenger RNA of Nezara viridula (southern green stink bug), 295 nucleotides long. Lineage: Eukaryota; Metazoa; Arthropoda; Insecta; Hemiptera; Pentatomidae. The record is from the annotation of a GenBank genome assembly.
AUGCCAUCCAAAAAAAAAAUCAAUAAUUUGCUUUUAUAUUUUCAGGCCAAGAAAUUUGACAAAACCUUGUACAGAUUAGUGCUGAACGAUAAUAGCAAACAAUUAUUACGUAACAAGAGAAUACGACACCACUUCAAGGCGAAGCGUAAUGUAGAGUUCUCAGCUAUGGGUUUCUUCAACUUUGAUUAUUCCUUGAUCGGUAGAAUGGUAUCGACGGCAACUACUUACAUCGUGAUUAUGGUCCAGUUUACGCCUUGAUCAAAUUGCUUCUAUUCAUUAUCUGCAACCACAUCGC